Molecule: messenger RNA, 1312 nt
Organism: Camponotus floridanus (Florida carpenter ant)
Lineage: Eukaryota; Metazoa; Arthropoda; Insecta; Hymenoptera; Formicidae
Product: transmembrane protein 164
Exons: 7
Coding region: 345-1244 (299 amino acids)
Source: RefSeq, a predicted model, not a curated record
UUGGGGGGGAAGUUUCGGAUAUUCCGAAGUUCAAUUUUCACACAGUUCGGGAGAAAUUGUUUUUAUUUGAAGUGCGGACAAACGUCACCAGCACGGAUCGCGUUCCGGUGGAUGACAUUCUUUCUGAACCUUUUUAUUUUAGGUAUCACGAUUAUAUAUACGCUAAAUGAUUGAUAUUUAGCAGCGAGAUCAAUGAUAAAGCGUCAUACUUGGAGAAAGAGCUUUCGUUAACACAUAACCUUAUCCGAUUUUGUUAAAGUGAUAGUCAUGCCAUUAAAUGCUUUUAGCUCGGUUUUUUUUUUUACGAUACGUAAUAUUUCUAAAGAAGAGAUUAAUUUAAGACAAUGUUCGAGUGGGCAUACGAUGGUAUAAAUGGCUCUAUACCGCGCAAUGUCGGUCCAGAAUGUGCAAAUUACUUAAGUCUGAAGCGAAGGAUAAUAGAAACGUUGCUUAUAUCUGUAUUUAUUAUAUCCUGCAUCGUAUGGGGCUUAAAACAUGUAACGCUGCCAAAGAAAUUGGCCUAUGUCGGCGAAGACCGUGUAGGCAGGCGAGUCUUGCUAAUUAUAAUGUCGUUAGUCCUGGGAAUGGAGAUUGGUUUUAAGUUUACUAGCAGGACUGUUAUAUAUUUGUUAAAUCCAUGUCAUAUUACAACAAUGUUACAAUUGUAUCUGCUGGCUGCGGAUCCUAGUCCGACAGUAACUGCUAUCUUUAGGAUUCAUUUGAAUCUAUUGAAUGGACCAGUAUUGGCAUACUUGUUCCCAGAAACAGAAUCUAGAAUUAUAUUUGCAGACAAAUCAAUGUAUUAUAUUCAACAUGGUUUGAUGUUAGUAAUACCAUAUUACUUGUUAAGAAUUGGAGGUGUAUAUAACGUCGAGCCUUUUUCUGAUAUGAGCUGGUCAAUCCUCGGUUUUGGGCUCAAUGCAGGAUAUCACUUUUGGGUUCUUCAAUGUGUUGCCUUGCCUGUACAAGUGAAUCUUAGCCACAUGUUAUGUGCAGCUAUUUUGGAUCCAUUUGAAGGUCAAAAUUAUCGAAUAUGGGCAGUAACUCAUCAAUCGAUAUUAUGUCCCACACUAUCUAAACUGUUUAGUUAUGGAUCCAACUUUUUCUUAACCAAGUUUCCACCAACAAGAGUUAAGCCAUCAUUAGAAUGCACAAUUCCAAAGAAAAAUCAUACAUAUGAACAAAGCGAGAAAUUACAUGAAGACUCUAAUACCUCAGGAAAUGGUCAUACACAUUUUGAUUAGUUUCAUGACAAAAAAUGUUAAGGUAUAUAAAACUUCAACUUUAUCAAGCUAAUAAUAUUUAUAAUUAU